UCCCGUUCCAGCCAUUCUGCCCGCCACCCACACGCGAGAGGGAUGAGGACGACGGCGAUCAGGGUUUGAGCUUGAGCUCCUACCUCCGCGGCGGCUCCCUCUGCUAUCGUCAGCCUUCUUGGCCCGCACGCAAUCAAAGCGGGAAACCACCGUCGCGCUGCGACCAACCUCUCCGCCACCGGAUCCGCCGUCUUCCUGCAGGAUGGCGAUGAUGAGCCGGACGCGAGAUCUGCUGAUGGAGGGGUUGGAGGGGCUGGUGCGGGAGGGGUCGUUCAAGUGGGGCCUCCCCCGCCGCGAAGACGACGACGACGAGGGACACGACGGCUCGCUCUCCGGCAAGCGCCCCUCAAUCGCUGGCCUCUCCUUCAAGGCCAACUCCGUCGUCGCUCGCUGCUCCCGAAUUCUUAAUGUUUCUAUCAACGAUCUGCAAAAGAACUUUGAUAAGCAAGCAUCUGAUUCUGUAAAGAACACAGGAAACUAUGCAAGAAACCUUUUGGAGUAUUGCUGCUUCUUGGCACUUGCUCAGAUCUCACAAGUUGCAGGGUAUCUUGCUGACAAAAACUUCCGUCGCCUAUCAUUUGAUAUGAUGUUAGCUUGGGAUGUUCCUUCUUCUUCAAGCCAGCAUAGUGUUAAGGUUGAGGUGGACAGCACAGUUAGUUUAGAAGCUUUUGCAAGAAUAGCACCUGCCAUCCCAACCAUUGCUGAUGUAGUAACUUGUUCAAAUCUCUUUGAUGCACUUUCAUGUUCAAGCGGAGGCUGUCUUCCAUUUUCUGUAUAUGAUAAGUACCUUUCAGAAUUGGACAGAGCGGUGAAAAAGAUGAAGACACAAUCUGAGUCAUCACUCCUAUCAAACCUCCGGUCUCAGAGAGGAGAAAGGAUUCUGGAAGUUGAUGGAACAUUGACAACACAACCAGUACUCGAACAUGUGGGUAUUUCAACAUGGCCAGGAAGAUUAGUACUCACAGAUCAUGCUCUUUACUUUGAAGCUCUUCGAGUUGUUACCUAUGAUAAGCCCAAAGCUUAUGAACUUGCAGAAGAUGUAAAGCAGGUAGUUAAACCUGAGCUGACUGGUCCAUGGGGUUCACGUCUCUUUGACAAAGCCGUUAUGUACAAAUCAACAACCUUACCAGAGCCAGUGAUCAUUGAAUUUCCAGAGUUGGCUGGCCAUUCCCGUCGUGAUUAUUGGCUGGCCAUCAUAUCAGAAGUUCUUUAUGCCCAUAGAUUUGUUAGGAAGUUUGACAUAAGUGGAGUUAACAAAGAUGAAACAAUUCUGAAGGCAGCACUUGGUAUUCUACGGUUACAAGCCAUUGAACAGUUAGGCUUCCCAGUGCCAAAUCGAUAUGAAUCUCUUUUGAUGUUCAAUCUAUGUGACAAAGUUCCUGGAGGUGAUUUUAUACUUGAAACACUAGCCAGUGCUAUAUCAUCAAGAACUUCGGAUCGAAGUAACCAACCUGGCACGAGUAGAGGAAUGCAUGCUGUCUUGUCAAACUUGGGCGUGGUAGCACCAGUUAAUAAUGGUGAGAGAUUGUUUGUUGGUGAGAUGGUUGUUGGGGAAAUUAGUUCCUUGCAGAAGGCCGUUAUUGACUCAAUGAACAACUAUAAGAAGGUUGAACUGGCCCAAGCCACGGUUGAUGGAGUCAAAGUUGAGGGGCUUGAUACAAACUUAGCAGUAAUGAAGGAAUUGUUAUCCCCAGUAAGUGAGCUUUGGAGGAUUUUGUUACUGCUCACAUCGUGGGAUGAGCCUCUGAAAUCCAUGGUGUUUUGCUUUCUAUUCUCUUACAUUAUAAUCAGGGGGUGGGUAGUCUAUUUUAUGGUCAUGGUGCUAUUGUUUUCAGCAGUAUUUAUGUUUCUCACAAGAUUAACUAAUCAAGGAAAGCCAAUGUCUGAGGUCAAGGUGGUAUCUCCACCUCCAAUGAACACAAUGGAGCAGCUCCUAGCUGUUCAAAAUGCUAUUUCUAAAAUCGAGGAGCUUGUCCAGGAUGCAAAUAUUGUUCUUCUGAAGAUAAGAGCUCUAUUAUUGGCUUUUCCAUCCCAGGCGACGGAUAAAGCUAUUGUUGCAUCGGUACUGAUGGCCUUGAGCCUUGCCAUCGUGCCCACAAGAGUGCUUAUGCUGCUGAUGUUUCUGGAGGUAUGCACUAACAACUCACCACCACGAAGAGCAAGCACAGAACGGUGGACCAGAAGGUUGAGAGAGUGGUGGUUCAGCAUACCUGCAGCUCCAGUAGUGGUAGAGAAGGAGACAGAAGACAAGAAAACAAGAUGAUAUCUGUGUAAUAUCCAACGUAAUCUUGUGUCCUGUUAGCUGAUGCAUCGCGUGAUGUAUCAGCCAAUGCCCACUCUGUACAAAGACCACUGUAUAACAGCAACGACAAGGAGAGUUACCUCCACUUAUACCAGAUGACUCUAAUGCUUUGUUGGAAUAUA
Messenger RNA from Panicum hallii, 2424 nucleotides. RefSeq lists its product as uncharacterized. The transcript is spliced from 9 exons. The record is from RefSeq and is a predicted model, not a curated record. The coding region runs from base 203 to 2263 and encodes 686 amino acids. Lineage: Eukaryota; Viridiplantae; Streptophyta; Magnoliopsida; Poales; Poaceae.